UCGUUUUUUUCCCUACUAGUAUUUCUUGCUCAUCUUUUUCUUUUUCUGUCACUCUCUCGGGAAAAAAAAUGCCUAAUGGGGUAGGAAAGUGCCAGAAAAUCAGUCACAUUGUUCGAAUCCGACACAUGCUGAAGAAAUGGCGAAGGAAGGCCCGCAUGACGGCCAACAGCAACCUCAACAGAAAAGGACAGGAGCCGUUCGAUGUACCAGCAGGACACGUGGUUGUCUGCGUUGGGACCGGUCUCAGGAGAUAUCUGGUACGAGCGACGUACCUGAACCACCCAAUCUUCAAGAAACUCCUCGUACAAGCCGAAGAAGAAUACGGUUUCAACAACGUCGGACCGUUGACCAUCCCAUGCUCCGAGUCGUUCUUCGAAGAGAUUCUCCGACUCGUGUCCCGUUCCGACUCAUCAUCAUCGAACUCGGGUCGUUCGAGUUUCUCCACUUUCGAGGAUUUUCAGAGGCGCUGCCGCCUUGGCUUGAAAAAUAAACGCGAAAGUUUCAGCGGACCUCGACCGGUGUUUCAUCCGGUUGCAGAUAGAUCAGUCUACUAAAAGGAUAAUAAUACUUCUGGGUUGAAACAACUGAGUCACCCGAGUUGCAAGAAUUAACAGCCAUGAUUUAAAAUUUAGUUUGGUAGUUUAUUUAAUUGUAAUAUAUUAUC
This is a messenger RNA of Hibiscus syriacus, 664 nucleotides long. Its product is annotated as auxin-responsive protein SAUR50-like. Gene Ontology annotation, biological process: response to auxin. NCBI's taxonomy places the organism in Eukaryota, Viridiplantae, Streptophyta, Magnoliopsida, Malvales, Malvaceae. The coding region runs from base 69 to 554 and encodes 161 amino acids. The transcript has a single exon. The record is from RefSeq and is a predicted model, not a curated record.